Messenger RNA from Nicrophorus vespilloides, 2451 nucleotides. RefSeq names its product ribosome-releasing factor 2, mitochondrial (gene mRRF2). Gene Ontology annotation, molecular function: GTPase activity; GTP binding; translation elongation factor activity. The transcript is spliced from 9 exons. The record is from RefSeq and is a predicted model, not a curated record. Gene Ontology annotation, biological process: mitochondrial translation; ribosome disassembly. Gene Ontology annotation, cellular component: mitochondrion. Bases 52 to 2247 code for a protein of 731 amino acids. NCBI's taxonomy places the organism in Eukaryota, Metazoa, Arthropoda, Insecta, Coleoptera, Silphidae.
AUAGUCGUAUGUCACAACAAAUAAUUAACCUGUAAAUAUUGUAAACAGAAAAUGUAUCGAAAUCAAUUAAAAUCUUUAAAAAAAUGUUGCAACAUAGAUUUCGUGAAAGGCUGCUAUUGCACCAAGAAGUUAAUCAAGGAAUAUGAUAUUAAAAAGCUAAGGAAUAUCGGCAUUUUGGCUCACAUCGAUGCAGGGAAAACAACAACAACAGAAAGAAUGUUGUUCUACUCUGGAACCAUCAGUCGAAUGGGUGAAGUUCACCAUGGUAACACAGUCACCGAUUUCAUGGAGCAGGAGAGAGAUAGGGGAAUUACAAUUAGAUCUGCAGCAGUAACAUUUCCAUGGAAAAAGAAUCAAUUUAAUUUAAUUGAUACACCAGGUCACAUAGAUUUCACAAUGGAAGUAGAGCAGACUCUCAAUGUGCUUGAUGGGGCUAUUAUAGUACUAGAUGGAUCUGCAGGUGUGGAGGCUCAAACUCAUACAGUUUGGAGGCAAUCAGAUAAAUAUAACAUCCCAAGGAUUGUGUUUGUGAAUAAAAUGGAUAGGCAGGAUGCAGAUUUGGAAAUGUGUUGCAAAUCUAUUGAAUCAAAAUUGGGCACAGAUGUAAUUGCACUUCAAUUACCACUUAGACAAGAUAAUAAGUUGAUCGGUUUGGUGGAUUUAUUAACUUUGGAGAAAAACAUUUGGGAUGCUACGUCGAAGGUAACCUGUGAGUCUUUAUCAGAGAAGUCGGAUGGAGCCUUGUGGACACUUGCAAACGAGGCAAGGUUAAAGAUAAUCGAUAAAGUAUCCGAGUAUGAUGACGAUUUGGCGAAUAAAAUAAUUGAAUCGGAGAGUUUGAGCUCCGUUAAUACUGUCGACAUUGUGAAAGGGAUUAGGAAGAUCGUUCUGGAGCGAAAAGCUGUGCCAGUGUUGUGCGGCAGCGCUUACAAGAAUAUAGGGAUCCAACCGCUGAUGGAUGGAGUCGUCUUGUAUCUGCCAUCCCCGAAUGAAAGAAAUAAGCAGUUCCGGUGCUUCGAGGAUGGAUUGUGCGCGAGGGUGUUCAAGAUCCUGCACGAUAAACAGCGGGGACCUCUGGUGUUUUGCAGAGUGUAUUCUGGGCAAGUUGAGCGUGGCCAGAAGUUCUAUAACAUUCAUCAGAAGAUCAACGAACAGUCCAAUAAAUUGUUGAUUGCUUAUGCCGAUGACUACGAAGAGAUUGGUUCAUUGAACAACGGAAAUAUCGCUGUCUUAACUGGACUUAAGAAUACUAUAACUGGAGAUAUCUUGACGAAUUCUGCUACAUCUGCUCAACGGGCGCAAAAGAAAUUGGCAGCAAGCAACGGGGAAAAUCUUUUUGAUUUGAGUGCGAGCAUUCCUGAACCCGUAUUCUUCUGUUCGAUAGAGCCACCGAGUUUAGCUUAUCAGACAGGCUUGGAAUUAGCAUUGGCUGAACUUCAGAGGGAAGACCCCAGUUUGAGAGUUACUCAUGAUCAUGAAACGGGACAAACGGUACUUGCUGGAAUGGGCGAGUUACACUUGGAAAUCAUCAAAGAUAGGAUAUUGAAGGAGUAUAAAAUUGAUGCGGAUCUGGGUCCUCUUCAAAUCGCGUAUUGUGAGGCUCCAAUGAGGAAGAUCGGGGGUGACGUCAAUGUUCAGACGCAGGUUGGAAACAGCAAGCAUUCGGUUGGUAUAAAUAUCAGUUUGAUUCCGGUCGAUAGAGAUGAUGGAAAGGGUGUCAUAAGAUUGGAUAAGAGCCCGGAUGCGGCCAGCCUUCUUGCUGCUGUUUUCCCGAAAAACAUGGCUGCUGUUCAUAGAGGGAUUGAAGUUGGUUUAAGUCACGGACCUAAGGUCGGAGCGCCAAUUACCAAUCUGCAAGUCGUACUGCAUUCUUUGGUGGUGGGUCGUGGUACAUCUGAAACUAUGGUAUCCGCAGCUGCCACACAGUGUAUACAAAAGUUAAUAAACGAGUCUGGGUCGACUGUUCUUGAGCCAAUUAUGCAUUUAGAAGUUGUUUGUCCUGAAGAAUAUUUAUCUGGUGUAAUGGCUGACCUUACCAAAAGAAGGGCUAUUAUACAGAAUGUUUCCAUUCGUGGAAGCAAUAAGAUGGUCACCUGCGAAACACCAUUAUCCGAACUGAUGCAAUAUUCGACGACUUUGAGAACGAUAACAUCUGGAACCGGCGUUUUCAAUAUGGAGUUCAUUGAGUAUAGAAUCAUGUCUGAAAUGGACGAAGAAAAGGCUAUCGAGAGUGUUAGGGGUUUUUAAUCCAUAUGCUCGUAUUGUUUAUUUAGUUAUAAUAUUUUGUUUUAAUUAUUAAUAAUUCUACUAAUAAUCGACUGUUUAUUCAGAGAAAUAUGAUUAUUAAGUUGAAUAUCAUCAAAAAAAAAAUGAAUUAAUAAUGUAUUUGUUGGUAUAAUAACAAUUAUAAUUUAUUAUAACAGUUACCAAAUAAUAACUACAUCAAUAAAC